AUGGUUCUGCCGUUUCGUUUUUCUUCCAGCCAUCACCGGCCAUUCUGGCGCGACAGGGUCGAGCGGUUAAGGCUGGAGGGGUUGAGGGGUAGUUCCUUCAUGCGGCACCUGUACGCGGACUCGGGAGACUACUUCGGAGCGUGGCAGCGCAUCGACGUCCCGCUGCACGUGUCGGCGGAGUACUGCCUGGUUCUCGACCACGACACGCUCUUCAGCCGACCCGUCCGCUUCUGGGACUUCAGCGCCAGGUUCACGCCGAAAUUAGCCUUCUCGACUGACCUGGAAGAGCGGUCUCGCAGUCCACUGAACGCGGGUGUCACUUGGAUGAACAUCCCCUUCAUGCGGGAGUCGCUGCCUGCGUUCCAUUCAUUCAUCUUCAACCACACCAGAGCAGAAUUCCAAAAUCUGACCUCCCACAGCGGGGCCUACCUGGAAUUCUACGGUCGCGAAGUCAAGUUCUUGCCGCAGAGAUUUGCCAUGAAGCCAUACUUCCGGAACACGAGAGAUUGGAAAGACAAAUCUUUAAUUCAUUUCAACGGCUUGAGGCCGCACGACUUGUUGCACUAUUGGUUCACAGGCUCGUGCGAGCCCGAAAAGUGUUACUUGAUAUUCAGAUUCGAUUGGCAUCGCUACUUGAACCAGUGCGCUUGCAUUCAAUUGUGGGGAGCCGCAGCGACGCGUGAAGGGGCAAGCAUCGUGGACAACUAUUGCAGGAACGCCGUGCCGAAUCAAUCCUUGUCGUGCCUCGGCGCCUUUGAGCGGCUCCGCGGGGUAGAGCACGAGGCAAACUCAUCGAUUUGUGAUGAGUUCAUCAGAAAAGUAUCCACCCACAACGUCUGCACUGCAGAGACUGCUUCC
Prorocentrum cordatum is the source of this 858-nucleotide messenger RNA. The record is from the annotation of a GenBank genome assembly. NCBI's taxonomy places the organism in Eukaryota, Dinophyceae, Prorocentrales, Prorocentraceae.